AUGGAUGCCAUAUGCGUGCUCCAUCAAGUCUUAUGGCGCGAGCUUGUGCUGACUAGGACUUUGUUGAAUCUCAAUGCCGAGCAUGACCUCGAGAUCAAUCAUGUGCAGUACCUAUUCAGUGCAAUGAACGCUCAAUGGCAGGUUACCGAAUCCCGUCUUGACGAUCAACAGUUUAUUGGUCUGCGGUACGAACAUCUCGAUUCGCUACAGUGGUCCCUGUAG
This is a messenger RNA of Fusarium pseudograminearum CS3096, 222 nucleotides long. RefSeq lists its product as uncharacterized. The record is from RefSeq and is a predicted model, not a curated record. The transcript is spliced from 4 exons. Lineage: Eukaryota; Fungi; Ascomycota; Sordariomycetes; Hypocreales; Nectriaceae. Bases 1 to 222 code for a protein of 73 amino acids.